UUUUUGGCACACACACUACAGUCACACUGCGCGUCCAACACAUUUUUUAUCAAAACCCAAAUUUGUUGUACAUUUUUAACGAAAAAAGCCAAGAAAAAUGCCUGCCGUGGUGCGUAUUAAGCGGCGGAUUGACGAAGAACCACACACGGCCUUUGUGCUAAAUGGCAAACGCCGACGACUGCACAACGAUGAGAAUUCAUUGGGCACGGCACAAGUGCCGCUGGGGGCUGCAGCCGACACCGACGCUGCGGACAAAGACGAGCUGACGACCGUGCUGAAAUUUGCCGGCACGUUGGCCAAGCAGGAUGACAGUGCCACAAAACAAUUUGCAGCUGCGCGUCUAAACAAAGCGACGGCCAAGGAGCUGGUGCAACAGAAAUCCAAUGAUGCGGCCAUUGCCAGUGCACUGCGCAGGGACAGGCAACGGCUAGCGGCACAACAAACCACACGCGAGCAGCGUUUCCGCGUGGUCAACUGCUUGAGGACCACACUCGAGGACAUCAAUGAGAGCGAAGGUGCGGCAGGCGGAGGCGGCAGCAGCAGCAACACAGAUGACGCUGCCGCACAGAUAACAAUUCUGGACAUUGAAUCACAGCAGCAGCAGCGAACGGGAGGGACAACAGCAGGACAGCUGGCAGCGGACGAGCAACUGCAGCCUGGAGGCGGAGUCCCUCAGCAGCAGGAUCAACAGCAACCCGCCGACUCGGAUAUUGGCUAUGUCUACGAUUUAUAUGUGCCCGAGAAUGAGAUGCAGGCGGCCUAUGUCGAUAUGAUGGAUGACAAUUAUCUAAGGUUGUAUUAUCCGUUUAAUUACUACUACACCUGCUACUGGUAGGACACAGUGCGAGAGAGAGAGAGAGAGGCAGAGCUGAGAGAGACAGUCGUGCCACAGAGACAGAGCAGAGAUACAGCCUUGCCACAGAGACAAAGCAGAGCAGAGACACAGCCUUGCCACACACAGAGAGAGAGAGAGAGACAGAGCAGCAGCAGAGACAAAGCCCCCCCGAACCCAACCCAAAGAAUGGACUGCACUGCCACACACAGGCACACAGGCCCACACGCCCUAAGGGGGCGCCCCACUAAUAUGACAAAAAACUGUUUAGGAUUCUAUCGAUUGAUUGGUUUAUAGUUCAUUAGAAAUAUGAUAGAUGAUCGAUAUAAAUACAUAUGUAUAAAUGGUACAAUCUGAGCAGCAGAAACGGCAGGAGCAUGUCAAAUGCUUAGCUGAUUUUAAGGAUUGUGGAUAAUACAUACAUGUAAAUGUAUAGGCAAAUGGAUCUAUAAGGAAACAGAGUCUGCUUGAUCUUCCAACAUCUAAAUGUCAAAGCUUCAGAGGCAGACUCCUGCUUGAACUGCUUUAAGUCUUAACAAGAAAAUGCAUCCCUGUUGAAAGAAACCUGCUUGAACUUACAAGAUGAAGAAAUCUUUUAAAAGGAAAUGCAUUUAUUACGGCAACAUAAUCUGCUUGCUGGAAACCAUCAUUAGAACAUUGAUAGAUAAAUUCUAUCAGGGAGCGAUGCAAUUAUUUUGAAAGGAAGCAACUUGAUUAGAGAAGACGAAGGAGAACAACUUUUUCCUUACAUUAAAUCAAGCAGUAUAUGAGAGGAGGUCAAAGAAAACCUCCUGGAUCUUAUAAUAAGAUGAGGUAAAUGCAUCUAAAAUCUACUCCUUAAUCACAAAACUACUACUGGAACGAAAAACUUAAAGAUAAAAUAGCUGACAAAUUAUAAAACAAAAGAUCCCAAGAGAUUCUCUAAAAUUAAUAUUAUAUAAAGAUAACUAAAAGAUACAUUUAUACAUAGAUCCCUGUACCACUUGAGUAAUGUGUUUAAUUGUAUGCCAGUACCAUAAAGCACUAUCCCAAAGAAAGACGAAAAGUACGUCUAAGAUGUUUAGAAAUUAAAACCCUACAUUUUUGCGUCAAUAAGAAAUAGAUGCAUCUUUAAUAUGUAACAAAUAUAUUGACCAAUUGCGAAUACAUUUUUCCAGAGAAGAGGUAAAAUAAAUUGCUAGAAUGCAAAAAGAUAGCUAACAAAAAUAAAUCUUUCAAUGCAAUCUUUAAGAGAAAGAUGUAUAAAGGAGAAGCCUAAAGCUAAGCUAAGAUAUUGCAUAGAAAAUCCCAUAAAGAACGCCUAAAUGUAGUGCCAAAGUUGAAACGGCAAACGUCACUCUUAUAUCAUUAUCUAUCACAAUUAUUACUUAUAAUAACCAAUGUAGAACAAUCUGUUUUUGUAAGCCAUUUUAGUGCCUGAAAAAGAUGAUAAAGGAAACAUUUUCUACACUGGAUUCACCCACUGCCCUCUGCCCAAUCAAUUAUAUGAACCAAUCAAUCGUUAGAGCAUUAAGCCCUAGCCAUUUCUAGCAUAAGUUCUUUCGAUUUUGUAUAGCUUUUAUUUACUAUAUCUUACACACACCACACACACACACACACACACACCUCCAUACGCACACCACACAUACCAUUUUGUCAGUGCUUCUCAUUAUUUUCUGCCAGUUCUCCCUGCCCUGCCAGUGGUCUUUUAUUCGCUUUGUUUCGUUCUUGUUCCUUUCAUUCCACACUAAACAAAAACAUUUAAUACAAAAACUCAAGAAAUCAGAGCCCGCAAUCCGAGAACAACUCUUGUGCUAAAGUCUAAUUAAGUGCAUAGUUUUUAGUGUUUGUUGGGGUCUAGAGCUGCCCCCGUGAUUACAAAAAAAUAAAUAAACUGAAUAAAUAAAUCAAAUACAAAA
Molecule: messenger RNA, 2730 nt
Organism: Drosophila guanche
Lineage: Eukaryota; Metazoa; Arthropoda; Insecta; Diptera; Drosophilidae
Gene: fs(2)ltoPP43
Product: probable RNA polymerase II nuclear localization protein SLC7A6OS
Exons: 3
Coding region: 98-835 (245 amino acids)
Biological process (GO): developmental process
Source: RefSeq, a predicted model, not a curated record